AUGGAGGGCAAUCUGCCGCAGCAGUCAUGUCAUCCAGCAACCACCGCUGUUGACAAAGAUGAUAUUGUCAUUCCAGUCAUUGACUUCGGUCCCUUUCUCAACGGAACCCCCGCUGAUAAGCAUGCCGUCGCCGUCUCCAUCGUAGAAGCAUUCAAAACGUCCGGUUUCCUCUAUCUCAAGGAGCACGGUCUUCCCCCGUCUGUCGUCUCCCGGGUGUUUGGCUCAUCUGCACGCUUUUUUGCGCGACCCCAGGAUCAGAAAGACAGUCUGUGUUGGACUACCCCACAGGCGAACCGUGGUUACGUUAAGACGGGACAAGAGAAGCUGAGCAACGUGGACGACCCAACGGCACCUGAAGUUCUCCGAGCUACCCCAGAUCUCAAGGAAACCAUGGAGAUUGGUCGCGAUAAUUUGGACAAUCAACCUAAUCGCUGGCCGGACCAGAUCGACGACGAAGGAAAGGAUUUCAGAGAAGUCAUGACAUCAUUCUUCAACAUGUGCAGAUCCCUCCACACGGAAGUGAUGCGAGCCAUCGCACUUGGGAUGAACUUACCAGAGCAUUACUUUGACUCCUACGUAGAUGCAGGAGACAACAAUCUUCGAUUGCUACACUAUCCUGCCGUGUCGAAGGAGGUUUUCAAAAAGAACCCAUCGCAGGUUCGUGCGGGCGAGCAUAGCGACUAUGGCUCCAUCACGCUUCUCUUCCAAGAUCGUCGCGGUGGGCUCCAAGUGCGCAGUCCCAAAGAUACUUAUGUCGAUGUGACCCCCAUCGCAGAUACAGUGGUCGUCAAUGCGGGUGACCUGUUGGCUCGAUGGUCAAAUGAUCUGAUAAAGAGCACGCGCCAUCGCGUCGUUGAGCCACCAACCCCAAUUGGUGAGGAGGACAAUUCAGACACGUACCCAGACCGCUACAGCAUUGCGUAUUUCUGCAACCCCAAUAACAAUAGACUCAUUGAAGCUAUCCCUGGAACCUAUGGGGAUGAUAUCAAGGAAGCGAAGUACCCAGGAAUCGUUGCCGGGGAUUAUCUGGUCCAGCGGCUCACAGCUACUUACUGA
Messenger RNA from Aspergillus oryzae RIB40, 1056 nucleotides. RefSeq names its product isopenicillin N synthase family dioxygenase. The transcript has 2 exons. Gene Ontology annotation, molecular function: dioxygenase activity. The record is from RefSeq and is a predicted model, not a curated record. Lineage: Eukaryota; Fungi; Ascomycota; Eurotiomycetes; Eurotiales; Aspergillaceae. The coding region runs from base 1 to 1056 and encodes 351 amino acids.